UUUCCUUGGCCAGGGCUGGCCAGGGUUUCGCAGACAUUUUCUCUGCUGAAGUCCUGUCUCCAGUACACACGCACCUCGGCGCCUAGCAUAAGGGAUGAAAGAGCUGGCAGAGUAUUGAGGCUGUCUGGCCGGUGGCGCGCUACCUUCUUUCAAGAAUUCUUAGAUCCAUCCGCUGCCACUGUCGCUGUGCUCUAGCAGGUUCGAUAAGGAAGUGACUGGGGAAAUCAAGGCAGGCUCUGCUCUGCACCACGCCAAGGCCCCACUGCAAGGGAGGGAAGGCCAACCUGACUCCCUCGAUUGCCUCUCUCUUUCGUUUUCUGAAGCUGCAGCACCGGGCAGGACCGACGCAGCAGGACCCCUCCAGGGGUUCCCAGGCGAGGAGGGGACACCAAGGAGUGACCGAGACAUAAGCUCCUGGACCACGGUCCCUACUCGAUGGGGCUCGAGCGCGGUCCGCCGACCACCUAUUUCGUAAACAACAUUUAAAAACUGUAUCAAAGUCCAUUCUCAAGACUUACUCCUCCGAGAUGGAGAAAUAUGAAAAGAUUGGGAAGAUUGGAGAAGGCUCCUACGGGGUGGUGUUCAAGUGCAGAAACAGGGACACGGGUCAGAUCGUGGCCAUCAAGAGAUUUCUGGAAACUGAAGAUGACCCUGUCAUAAAGAAAAUCGCCCUGCGAGAAAUCCGCAUGCUCAAGCAACUCAAGCAUCCUAACCUUGUCAACCUCCUGGAGGUCUUCCGGAAGAAGCGGAGGCUUCACCUGGUGUUUGAGUAUUGCGACCACACAGUGCUUCAUGAGCUGGACAGAUACCAGCGAGGGGUACCAGAGCAUCUCAUGAAGAACAUAACUUGGCAGACACUGCAGGCUGUAAAUUUCUGUCAUAAGCACAACUGCAUACACAGAGACGUGAAGCCGGAAAACAUUCUCAUCACGAAACACUCGGUCAUUAAGCUCUGUGAUUUUGGGUUUGCACGGCUUCUCACUGGACCAGGUGACUACUACACAGACUACGUGGCCACCAGGUGGUACCGCUCGCCUGAGCUGCUGGUGGGGGACACACAGUAUGGCCCCCCAGUCGAUGUCUGGGCGAUUGGCUGCGUCUUUGCUGAGCUGCUGUCCGGAGUGCCUCUGUGGCCGGGAAAAUCUGACGUGGAUCAGCUCUACCUGAUAAGGAAAACCCUGGGGGAUCUCAUUCCCAGGCACCAGCAAGUAUUUAGCAUGAAUCAGUACUUCAGUGGGGUGAAAAUUCCAGACCCUGAAGAUAUGGAAACCCUUGAAUUGAAAUUUCCAAACAUCUCCUACCCUGCCCUGAGCUUCUUAAAGGGCUGCCUCCACAUGGACCCUGCUGAGAGGCUGACAUGCGAACAGCUGUUGCAGCAUCCGUAUUUUGACAGCAUUCGAGACGCUGGGGAUCUGACCAGGCAGGACGACAAGUCCAUGAGGAAGACCCUGAGACAGAGUCGAAAGCACCUGGCUGGGUUGCAGUACCUACCUCAGUUGACUAGCAGCAGCAUCCUCCCGGCCUUGGACAAUAAGAAGUACCACUGUAAUACCAAGAAGUUUAACUACCAUUUCCCAAAUAUUUAAGCAGCUGGCAGAGUGAAGAAGUGAUCAAUAAUUUGAAGGGAAAAAAAAGUAUAUAUUUGAUUCCUGUAUCGACUACAUAUCAGGAGAAAACACAGACGGAAAGCUGGAGGCCACCUGGCAAGUUAUGAAGAGAAAUUCCAGAGCCAGACUUCCAUGCUUGGUGGGGAUGUCCAGAGAAGAAAGCAAAAGCUUGCAGUUUCACUGUGUUUGUAUAUCUAAGCAGCGGGGCUGAAAGACAGAACAGAAACUCUAUCUACUGCCCUUAAAGACAAUAUAAGUCGCAUCUACUGCCUGUAGCUGCAACAGUAGAUCAUAUCAGAAGGCAGGCUUCAGCUUGCUUUCUGGCACAUGUCAAAAGGGGUUAUAAAAUGUCCAUAUGUAUUUCUCUAGAUCCUAGUAUAGCCUAUUUCUAAUGUUGGUUUCAAAACAUAUUUAAGUAUGAUUUUGGUCCCUGAAAUCAAAAUGUAUGUGAUUCUAUUUCCUGUAUGCUCUUUCCUGAUUUUUGUGUUUUAAGACAUGUUUUAGAAUAUCUAAGUUGAUCAAAAUAUCUAAUGUCUUAAAACUUUGUAGGUUUUGUGCGUAUAUAACCAUGAGAUACUUAGACUUCUCUUACAUAUACUUUUAUCUUUACCCUGAGAAAGAGUGCGUCCGGAAGGGAUAGGACAAGACCUACAGGCCUCACAGAAUGAGCCCAUCAGCCUGAAAAUAAUCAUCACUUCAUUCUUCAGCUCACCCUCAUACUUGAAGAUUGUUCUAUAAGCAAAACUACUAUAAUGCUCUGGAUUUAGACAAAAUUGCUUGUGAACUUUAAUUUGAAUCAGGAAACAUGUAGGUUAAUUGAAAUUCUCUCCUUGAAAUAUCUCUUAUUAUAUAUAUCAUGUAUAUGUACAUGUCUGUAAACACACAUUCCUACAAUUGUACACAUAUCUAUGUGUACAUACCAUGCUAAUGAAAAAGGCACAACAAACAAGGAAGUGGUCAACAGUGAGACUUAAAUUUACCUUUGAUCUGGUUUAUUAUUCCUAACAGCAAAGCUUUUCCUCCCUGCCCCUAGACACGGGCAAUGUAAGCCCCAUAUCAGCAUCUCACUUUCAUUUCCGGUUCAUGUGCUGCUAGUUCACAGUUCUCAGACACGGGCUUCGAAGCUCUACUGCAUCCCCAGAACAUCUCUUCUGCGCUCUCUUGACACCGCUCAGCCCCAGUCACUGAUCGCCAAGCAGUUCACUAAAUUCCGUCCUCUGUUCAGUAAUCUUGGCUACUCCCAGGCAAAUUACGACUUCCUAAAUAUAUAUAGCUUCUCCCACAGACCUGACAGGGGCUGAAUAACAGCUCCAAUAGUAUUCAAUUCCUCUUAAUAGCCGUGAUUUAAAUGACAAGGAAGGAUACCAACUUCUGUGAGUAGUUCAAAUUGCCUUUUUCCCCCGCUUAAAUCAAUAAAAAU
Messenger RNA from Microtus oregoni (creeping vole), 3027 nucleotides. RefSeq names its product cyclin dependent kinase like 1 (gene Cdkl1). Gene Ontology annotation, biological process: protein phosphorylation. Gene Ontology annotation, cellular component: nucleus. The record is from RefSeq and is a predicted model, not a curated record. The transcript is spliced from 10 exons. Bases 528 to 1586 code for a protein of 352 amino acids. Gene Ontology annotation, molecular function: ATP binding; cyclin-dependent protein serine/threonine kinase activity. Lineage: Eukaryota; Metazoa; Chordata; Mammalia; Rodentia; Cricetidae.